GAAUCGGAAAUAAAUGAAUAAAUCGUUUCUCAAAUAAAUAAAUAAAUACUAAAAACAAUUAAAAAGCAUCAUUGUGGGGGAAAAGAAACCUGAAACUCCCUUCAAUGGCGGAAGAAGAGAAGCCAACUACUCCUACACCUGAGCCCACUCUUCCUUCUCCGCCGGAAUCUCCAUCAAACCCCGAUGAUCCGCCGCCGGAAACGCCUACUCCUCCGGCUAAAUUCGAUCCUAGUCGAAUGAUUGGGAUCAUCAAGAGGAAGGCUUUGAUUAAGGAUUUAGCUGCAGCUUACCACUCCGAGUGUAUUGCUUAUUGCCGAGAGCUUCUUGAGCUUCAAAAGAGAAAGAACGAGCCGUUUCUGUACACGAAAGCUCCAGAAGAUCUGAGAAAAGUGACGUUGAGGUCUUCUUCCAAACGAGCUAAGAAAAAACGUUAAAAAAAAAGAGAAUGUGUAUGAUGCUUAGUUCUACGUGGGUAUGAUGUUUAUUGAACCGGUGCUUAUAUUUUAGAUGGAGUUGUGAAAUGAUUGAAACUUCAUUCGAUUAUCUAAGUUUAUAUACAGAAGUUACACUUCCACGGUUA
This is a messenger RNA of Brassica napus (rape), 580 nucleotides long. Its product is annotated as E3 ubiquitin-protein ligase RNF19B. Lineage: Eukaryota; Viridiplantae; Streptophyta; Magnoliopsida; Brassicales; Brassicaceae. The record is from RefSeq and is a predicted model, not a curated record. The transcript is spliced from 3 exons. Bases 105 to 434 code for a protein of 109 amino acids.